Molecule: messenger RNA, 683 nt
Organism: Schizosaccharomyces japonicus yFS275
Lineage: Eukaryota; Fungi; Ascomycota; Schizosaccharomycetes; Schizosaccharomycetales; Schizosaccharomycetaceae
Product: FKBP-type peptidyl-prolyl cis-trans isomerase Fkh1
Exons: 5
Coding region: 84-422 (112 amino acids)
Biological process (GO): conjugation with cellular fusion
Molecular function (GO): isomerase activity; peptidyl-prolyl cis-trans isomerase activity
Source: RefSeq, a predicted model, not a curated record
CAUUAACCGCGGAAUAGCCGCGACAGCCAUUAAGUCGGUUGGAGCAGCAGCUGACGAAGUAUCCUUUAGCACUUACCACAAAAAUGGGUGUCGAGAAACAAAUUAUUAGCCCCGGUGACAACAAGAACUUCCCUAAGCCCGGUGACAGAGUUACCAUGCACUACACUGGCACUUUGGUGAAUGGCAAAAAGUUUGACUCUUCCGUUGACCGCGGAAGCCCUUUCCAAUGCACCAUCGGCGUCGGCCAACUGAUUCGCGGUUGGGAUGAGGGUGUUCCUACCAUGAGUUUGGGCGAGAAGGCCAAGCUUACUAUCACUCCCGACUUCGGUUACGGUCCUCGUGGCUUCCCCGGUCUUAUUCCCCCCAACAGCACUUUGCUGUUUGAUGUUGAGCUUUUGGGAAUUAACAACCUCAAGGCUUAAGCAUUUUCAUGCCAAUUCAAUGUAGCAACGGCGGCGUACUCGCUUACGCCUAAAAGUUGUGUUUCACGCUACGUAUUCGUUUACAUGCACUAGUUCAGUAAUAUACACAUUGUUGUUAUCCAUUUGGUCCCGACGCUCUCGGUAUACACCCAGUUUACUUGGUCACUACCGCUCGCUCAAGGGCUACAAUUGACACAACUCAAAUACAAGGCACGACGCUCGGGCUUAGAACAAAAAGACGAAAGCUGUCUAAGACGGGAA